Molecule: messenger RNA, 355 nt
Organism: Colletotrichum destructivum
Lineage: Eukaryota; Fungi; Ascomycota; Sordariomycetes; Glomerellales; Glomerellaceae
Exons: 2
Coding region: 110-310 (66 amino acids)
Source: RefSeq, a predicted model, not a curated record
CCUCAUCAACCCGACUGGGGUUGUGUGGCUCUCCCUUCCCCCUCGACACACCACAUCACGCCGUCUGGGAAGCCACCCCAACAACUUCAACAUGGCAUCCACCUAGGACAUGCAUCCCCACGCAGGAUCCGUCCACGGCUCCAAACGUGUGAUUCAACCACAUGGGAUGUGGGCGAUCACCAUCAAUCGUGACACCAAGGCUGUCGCUAAGAACCCCGAUGGCGAAUUUCACGAAAUCCCGUUUUCCAAUAGAACUAUCGGCUACGGCUUGUGUGUCAGAGCAGACAAGCCCGAUCACCUCUUGGUGUAGCUCGUCGAACCCAGUCGCAAUAUUCACCAAUUUCCGUUCCUUCCU